AUGCUAAUGCUAAUAAAGACACCUCUGUUUUUUUUUUGACAGUCUGCAUACUAGUCUUCAUUAUGGAACUGCGCGGGACCAGAAACCAAAAACUAUCGGAGCAACGCAAAAGGGUCCGAGCCGCAACUAACCAAUAACCAAUACCAAUUCCAAACCAACCAUAAUAAAUUCUAAGGUAAUAAAUCGAUGAGUGACGGGAAGUUAUUUAUCAAAUCCAAGGCCACUGAGUUGCGGACUGAAUUGGAUCAAGCAUUAAAGAAAUCCAAACCUCAUAGUAAAGUGAAAAUAGUACUUAAGAAGGUAAUAGCCAAUAUAAUUUUAAAUAAUAAUGAAUUAGUUCCUUUAUUACCAGAUAUAAUUAAGUUAUUAAAAAUUGAUGAUUAUGAGAUCAGAAAAAUGAGUUCACAAUUUAUUGUUGAGUAUGGACCAGAAAAUGCGGCAUUAGCAAAAGAAGCUAUACCAUAUUAUACUCGAUUUCUUGAAGAUCCAUCACCUUUAUUAAGAUCACUUGCUAUUAAGACAUUAUCUACGGUGAAAAAUAAAGAUUUUCAAAUUAUUUCAUUUGAAGUAAUUAAAAAAUUACUUAAUGAUAAUGAUCCUGAAGUUAGAAAGGCUUCAGCAUAUUGUGUAUCAAGAUUAUUUCAAAAUGAUCCUGAUAGAGCUAUUAGAGAUCAAUUAAUUAAUAAUUUAAAUGAAUUAUUAUAUGAUAAUAAUCAAAUUGUUGUUUCUAAUACUUUGGCAGCUUUAAAUUCAAUUACUGAAACUAAUAAAUCUUUAACUUUAACAAUCGAUAAAGCUCAUUCAAUUGCUCUUAUAUCUCAUCUUAAUGUGGCUAAUGAAUGGUGUCAAGUAUACAUUUUAAAUUCUCUUUCAUCUUAUGUACCACAAACUUCAGAUGAAGCUCUUGAAUUAAUUGAAGCGGCUUUACCAUCUUUACAACAUGAAAGUUCGGCUGUGGUAUUAAAUGCAAUAAAGAUCAUUGUUUAUUUUUGUAAUUAUGUUAAGAAUCCUCAAUUAAUUAUUCCAUCACUUUCUAAUCGAUUAGGAACUUCCCUAGUUUCAUUAUUAUCAAAACCAGCUGAAAUUCAAUUUCUUGUUUUAAGAAAUGUUAUAUUAUUAUUACUUGGAAGAAGAGAAUUAAUUAAUCUUGAUGUGGAAAUGUUCUUCUGUAAAUAUGAUGAUCCAAUUUAUAUUAAAGAUACAAAAUUAGAAAUAAUUUAUUUAUUAGCCAAUUCUCAAAAUAUUCAUUCAGUAAUUCGAGAACUUGAAGAAUAUGCUACUGAAAUUGAUGUAUCAAUGUCUAGAAAGGCUAUUAGAGCAUUUGGGAAUUUAUCAGUUAAAUUAGUUGGAGCUGCUCAAGAAUGUGUAGAAGUAUUAUGUGAUUUAAUUGGUAAUGGAAUACCUUAUAUUGUUCAAGAAUCUGCCAUAGUUUUAAAGAAUAUAUUAAGAAAGUAUCCUCAACGAUUUGAUUUUGCUGUUGAUGUAUUAUUAAAUCAAUAUAAAUUAAUAGAUGAACCAGAUGCAAAGACUUCUUUAAUAUGGAUAGUUGGUCAAUACGAUGAUAAUCAAGAAAGAUCUAUUAAAAUAAUUAAUGAUUUAUCAUCUAAUUUUAAAGAAGAACCACUUGAAGUUCAAUAUGCAUUAUUAACAGCAGUAACAAAACUAUAUUUGAAAUAUCCAACUGAAGGAGAAUCAUCUAUGUUAAAUGUUUUAAAAUGGGCAACUGAAGAAGUAGAUAAUCCAGAUGUUAGAGAUAGAGCUUAUAUAUAUUGGAGAUUAUUAUCAUUGGAUGAAAAUACUUCAGGAGAUGGUGGUUUUCAAGAAAAAUCAAAACAAAUAAUCUUAAAUUCUAGUCCAAUGAUCUCUUCCGAUAAUGAUAAUAUUGAUCCUAAAAUUCUAGAAGAAUUGGAAUUGAAUAUUGGAACUCUUGCAUCAAUAUAUUUGAAACCCGUACAACAUGUGUUUAGACUAAGUAAAAAGAAGCAAUUAGUUCCAAGUCCAGCAUUACAACCUCGAAUUAUAAAAACAGCUGAGCCUGAUAUUGAUAAUUAUAAUGAGAAUGAGAAUGGGAAUGGGAAUGGGAAUGGAAAUGGGAAUGAUAACGAAGUUAAUAGACCAAGUAAACCACUUCCAACUAGACCAAAUACAUCUAGAGUCAAUUCUUCAUCCAAUACUAACCAUAGUCACUUGGCUCCCCAUAGAAAUGCAUCAUCCACGCUUUCUAGUAGAAGUCUGGUAAUUUCGGGCCAAAAAUCUUUAGACUCUGCUGGAUCGAGCUUUGAAGAUAGUAAUGGUAAGAGAGAAGGGUUUGCUAAAAGGUUAAGUAGGAGAGCAUCUCUAAUUACUAACAGAAAGUUAUCUAAAUCAUAAAUUAAGAUAUUCCAUAUAUAUAUAUAAAGACAUAACAUACAUACAUACGAGACAAUAUAUCUAU
Scheffersomyces amazonensis is the source of this 2434-nucleotide messenger RNA. RefSeq lists its product as uncharacterized. Lineage: Eukaryota; Fungi; Ascomycota; Pichiomycetes; Serinales; Debaryomycetaceae. Gene Ontology annotation, biological process: intracellular protein transport; vesicle-mediated transport. Gene Ontology annotation, cellular component: membrane coat. Gene Ontology annotation, molecular function: clathrin binding. The transcript is spliced from 2 exons. The coding region runs from base 187 to 2370 and encodes 727 amino acids. The record is from RefSeq and is a predicted model, not a curated record.